CACAUACAUACACCCCAAAACUGAGACAAAAUAGAAAAGCCCUUCAUGAAACAGUUACCACUUUGGAUCUUUGGAGCACGGGGUAUCCUGUUUUCCUGGGCCGUGUUCACUCAUAAUUGUUUCCAGUAAAACACUCUCAUUCCCUUUGCUUAGAAAAGCCAACAGUCAUUAAAUCUUUACAUUAUGAAUAAGCAGGAAACAGGUGAGUAAGUUCAAAGUCCCACUUCCUGGCUGCUCUCUCGCUCGUUUUUCUUGUAAGCAUGUGUGUCCUAACCACCCUUACUAUGCUUUGUCAGAAAGGAAAAACCCAUCAGGCACUUCCUCUUCUGCACUCUCGCUGAACAAAGACGUUUGGAUCAACAGGAGCAGCCUUGCUGUCAAACUAAAAGGAGAGAGAGAGAAACUUACUUUUAAAAUGACUUUCCUUCAUCCUUCAAGAGGAAGGCAACUGGACUGCUUGACCAGUUUCUUAGGAUGAACACCGGCUUCACGGGAAGGAGACAUCUUUGGCAUUCCCAUUUGGAAAAAAAAAUCUACUGAGAUCUAGAAAAGUUGGAGCGCUUUGACUGAGAACAAUGAACUUCAUAAAGGAGAACAGUCAAUCCCUCAUUCAGAGGAUGAACAUCGUAGUUACCAAGCAAAUCUCAGACGAUCUGUUUGCACGAAGCGUUCUCAACUAUGAAGAAGUCGCCAAUAUUUGCUGUAAGAAGGUAGAUCAGGACGCUGCACGAGAAAUCAUUCAUAUGAUUCUGAAGAAGGGCUCAGAGGCCUGCAGCCUCUUUCUUAAGUAUCUUGAGAAGUGGGACUCUACUAUGUAUCAGGACUUAACUGGACAAAGUAUUUUUCAUCAGAACACAGAUGAAGACUUGGAUGUCCUGGCUCAGAAUUUAAAAUACUUAUAUGACAGCCCCGCCUUUCUGAACUUCUACCCCCUGGGUCAAGAUAUCGACAUCAUUUUUAAUCUGAAGCGCACCUUCACGGAACCUGUCCUGUGGAGGAAGGACCAUCGUCAUCACCGUGUGGAGCAGCUAACCCUGGGCAGUCUUUUGGAGGCUCUCCAGAGCCCCUGCCUCAUUGAAGGGGAGUCUGGCAAAGGGAAGUCCACCCUGCUACAGAGAAUUGCCACGCUCUGGGCCUCUGGGGAGUGCAAAGCUCUGAACAGGUUCAAACUGGUCUUCUUUGUCCGCCUGAGCAGCGCAGGCUGCGGACUGUUUGAAACAGUGUGUGAUCAGCUCCUGACUGUACCCGACUCCAUUAGCAAGUCAGGGUUCAUGGCCAUGCUGGUGAAACUGCAGCAGAAAGUCCUCUUUCUCCUCGAUGGUUACAACGAAUUCCAGGCCCAAAACUGCCAGGAAAUCGAAGACCUGAUAAAGCAAAACCAUCGUUUCAAGAACAUGGUCAUUGUCACUACCACCACCGAGUGCCUGAGACAUAUCAGACAUGUUGGCGCCUUGACUGCCGAGGUUGGGGAUAUGACAGAAGACAGUGCCCAGGUUCUCAUCCAAGAAGUACUGAUAAAGGAGCUGGCUGACGGUCUGUUAUCCCAGAUCCAGGUGUCCAAGUGCUUGAGAAAUCUGAUGAAGACCCCUCUCUUUGUGGUGAUCACCUGUGCAAUCCAGAUGGGCAGGAAGGAAUUCAAAGAUUACACACAAACCACGCUGUUCCAGACCUUCUACGACCUCCUGAUAAAGAAAAACAAGCAUAGACACAGAGGUGGGGCUGAGAGUGAUUUUGUUAGGAGCCUAGACUGCUGUGGAGACCUGGCCCUGGAGGGCGUGUUCUCCCACAGGUUUGCCUUUGAGCCUGAGGAUCUGUCCAGCAUGAACGAGGAUGUCCUGGUGGCCACUGGGCUCCUCUGUAAGUACACAGCUCAGAGGCUGACAGCCAAGUAUAAAUUCUUUCAUAAAUCAUUCCAAGAAUACACAGCAGGGCGCAGACUUAGCAGCUUGUUGAUUUCCAGAGAACUGGCCGAGGUGAGCAAGGGAAAUGAGUAUCUGAAGAGAAUGGUUUCCAUCUCCGACAUCACAUCCCUGUACGGCAAUCUGCUCCUCUACACGUGUGGGUCAUCCACAGAAGCCACCAGGGCUGUCUUGAGGCACCUUGCACUGGUGGCUGAGCAUGGCAGCUUACAAGGGCUUUCUGUCCCCAGGAGGCCUCUCUGGAGGCAGGAAUCUCUACAGAGCAUGAGAGACACCACUGAGCAAGAUCAUCUGAAAGCCAAGAAUGUAAAUUCUUUUGUGGAGUGUGGCAUCAAUUUAUUCUCUGAGAGCAUAUCUAAAUCAGCCCUGAGCCAAGAAUUUGAAGCUUUCUUUACCGGUAAAAGUUUAUUCAUCGACUCAGAGAACAUUCCUGAUUACUUAUUUGACUUCUUUGAACAAUUACCUAAUUGUGUAAGCGCACUGGACUUCGUGAAGCUGGACUUCUAUGGAAGGGCUACCGCUUCCCAGGACAAGGCUGUCGAGAACAACCCUGGAGUCCACAUGGAAGGCCCCUCAGAAACCUACAUUCCCAGCAGGGCUGUGUCUCUGUUCUUCAACUGGAAGCAGGAAUUCAAGACUCUGGAGGUCACUCUCCGGGAUAUCAGCAAGUUGGAUAAACAAGACAUCAAACAUCUGGGGAAGAUAUUCAGCUCCGCCACCAACCUUCGGUUGUACAUCAAGAGAUGUGCGGCUGUGGCUGGAAGUCUCAGCUCAGUCCUCCGGACUUGUAAGAACAUCUAUUCCCUCGCUGUGGAAGCCAGUCCCCUCACCAUAGACGAUGAGCAGCACAUCACGUCUGUGACAAACCUCCAGAACCUGAGCAUCCACAGCUUGCAGACUCAGGGGCUGCCAGCCAAAGGCCUGGGAAACCUGAAGAAGAUGAGCUUAUUUCAUCUGACUCAUUUGUCUGAUAUCGGGGAGGGGAUGGAUUCCAUAAUUGAGUCUCUGUCGGGAGAACCCUGUGACCUGCAAGAGAUGAAGUUGGUGGCCUGCUGUCUGACGGCGAAUUCUGUGAAAACCCUAGCACAGAAUCUUCACAAUUUGGUCAAACUGAACGUUCUCGAUAUAUCAGAAAACUAUCUGGGAAAGGAUGGAAAUGAAGCUGUACAGGAACUGAUUGGCAGGCUCAGCAUUCUGGAACAGCUAACCACACUGAUGCUGCCAUGGUGUACAGAUGUGCUCAUCACCCUGCCCAGCCUGCUGAAGCAGCUGGAGGUGGUCCCAGGGCUCCUCAAGCUUGGACUGAAAAACUGGAGACUCGGGGAUGCAGAGAUCAGAAGUAUAGGUGACUUUCUGGAGAUGAAUCCUCUGAGAAACCUGCAGCAGUUGGAUUUAGCGGGAAACCGUGUGAGCAGUGAUGGAUGGCUUUCCUUCAUGAACGCAUUUGAGAACUUUAGACAACUAGUAUUUUUUGACUUUAGUACUGAAGAAUUUUUACCAGAUGCUUCAUUGGUGAGAAAACUUAGUCAAGUAUUAUCAAAGUUACCUGUUCUGCAAGAAGCUAGGCUCACUGGGUGGGAGUUGGAUGACUAUGACCUCAGCAUCAUUAAAGGCACUUUUAAGCUAUUAAUUGAUUAAAGGAACCCAAAGCCACCAAGUACCUCAGAGACUCCUUCACUUUUAGUGGAUGAUAAAAAAAUUCUUGGAGAAAGGGACUGGAGACG
Molecule: messenger RNA, 3643 nt
Organism: Microtus ochrogaster (prairie vole)
Lineage: Eukaryota; Metazoa; Chordata; Mammalia; Rodentia; Cricetidae
Gene: Nlrc4
Product: NLR family CARD domain containing 4
Exons: 8
Coding region: 576-3557 (993 amino acids)
Biological process (GO): defense response to bacterium; regulation of apoptotic process; detection of bacterium
Source: RefSeq, a predicted model, not a curated record